Messenger RNA from Gaeumannomyces tritici R3-111a-1, 2165 nucleotides. Its product is annotated as tRNA (uracil-5-)-methyltransferase TRM9. The record is from RefSeq and is a predicted model, not a curated record. Lineage: Eukaryota; Fungi; Ascomycota; Sordariomycetes; Magnaporthales; Magnaporthaceae. The transcript has 3 exons. Gene Ontology annotation, cellular component: cytoplasm; nucleus. Bases 815 to 1828 code for a protein of 337 amino acids. Gene Ontology annotation, molecular function: tRNA binding; S-adenosylmethionine-dependent methyltransferase activity. Gene Ontology annotation, biological process: tRNA wobble uridine modification.
AAAUGUUCCGAUCGCAGACUGGCCUGGACCUGGCCUCAAAGGCGAGAGUCCGGCACUGACCGGGCAAGAGACCGGGCAACCAUCAUCCCGUCUUUGGGGGCAACGGCACGUUUUUUGAUUGCGCAUGCAAACGACAGGUCAACUCGGUGGGCUAGCAUACAGUCUGGGUUUAGUGCUGCUGACACUGUGUCCGCCCACAACCCGAAAAAUUAAGGACGCACACCCCUCCCCUCCCUCAGUCGCUUCUACUGUGCCUGCUGUGCCCCGCGGCAAGCUUCAGCCUCGGCCAGUCAAGCUUUCUGCUGAGAGCCCGCGUGAAGACUGCUUGAUUGGAGCAACGAAGGGAACAAGCACCAAGAGGAGAGAGUGUCAAAAAAGAAGGCAGAAAAAAAGGCGUUUCAAACCCCUUUAGGCAACCCCAGCUGCCCCAACCGUACCUAGCCCAACCCCUCCUCAACGAACCCAGGCACAACGCUAGAGCAAAUCGAGUAAAAGCCCGACAAGCCAUGGUCCUCCCUUCCAACAACGGUGACGCGGCUGACCGCCCUGGUGCUGGUGCUGGCGCUGUUACAGUCACUCCUGUAGCAACCGCUCCUACUGCUGCGUCUCCUCCUCCUUCUCCCGCCCCUGCCGCCGCAACCGCAGACGAACUAACAUCGGAGACACCCCCAGCGCUGGACCCGCCAUCCCUCCGCCUCGCACCGCCCGCUUCCACCGUGGCGCCGCUGGCCCGCCCCGGCCCGCCAGACAAGGUUUGCCGCCGUCCGCUGCAGGGCCACGUCGGUGCCCAGGAGCAGCAGCAGCAUAAACGGGCAUGUGCCACCACACCCACGGCGGCGGUAGCAGCGCGAGGAGACGAACCCGUCCAAGCGGCCGCCGCACCCCCAGGAGAAGCAGCAACGGCAACAGCACCACAACCACCAGCAAUGGAAACACCACCACCACCACCACCACCACCACCAGCCGCGCCAGACUCGCGACACACGUCCACGCCGUCUACGAGGCCAUCGCCCCGCACUUCUCGGCCACCCGCCACCGCCCCUGGCCGCUCGUGUCGCGCUACCUGGCCGCCCAGCAGCCCGGCGCCGUCGGCUUCGACGUCGGCUGCGGCAACGGCAAGUACCUGUCCGCCCGCGACCUUGACCCCACCGCCACCGGUACCGACACCACCACCACCGCCGCCGCCGCCGCCGCCUCGGAAGAUGUCCUGAUGCUGGGCUGCGACCGCAGCGCCGCCCUCGUCGGCCUCGCCCGCGCCCACGCCGGCCGCGCCCGCCAGGUCCUCGUCGCCGACGGCCUGUCGCUGCCCUUCCGCCGGGGCUCGGCCGACUUCGCCCUCUGCGUCGCCGUCAUCCACCACCUCUCGACCCGCGACCGCCGCGUCGCCGCCGUCGCCGAGCUGCUGCGCUGCCUGAGGCCCGGCACCGGCGGCGGCACCGCCCUCGUCUUCGUCUGGGCCCUCGAGCAGGCGUCCAGCCGCCGCGGCUGGGACGAGGGCGGCGACCAGGACCUGCUCGUGCCCUGGGUCAUGAAGGGCGACCAGGGGAGAGAGCGGAGGAAGAAGAAGGGGGCCAAGGAGGGCGGGGAGAAGAGCGAUGUGGCAGCGGCAGCGGCAGACGGCGUUGCCGAGGCAAAUGAUGAUGAUGCUGCGUCUCAGGACCCAGCUGACGCAAACGCUGGAGCCCCCGACAGGACGUUCCACAGAUACUACCACCUCUACUGCAAGGGCGAGCUCGAGGAGGACGUCGCCGCGGCCGGCGGGGUUGUCGUCGACAGCGGCUACGAGAGGGACAACUGGUGGGCCAUUGCUAGGAGGGAUCCUUCCUAGACCUCUAGCCCCUCCUGUUCUGCGAAAGCCCGCGCUUAAGCUGAAUACAGUAACAGAUGAUGAUGGAAAAAUAAAUAAACUUUCCAUCCCUGUAUCUGAAGCCGCCCUCUGCACACUGAUUACAUGCGUGAUGCCAUGGAAGAUACCGACCGAUGCAAGGGGACUAAAAAGGGAGAUGACAGCAGGAGGGAUGGAGAGAAGCCGCCGUCCCGAAAACUGUAAUGCAACUUUGCUAAUCGAUACAAGUUCCCCUAGGAGGGACCUAACCCGUAGAUUACAGUAGAAAAAAAACAGAGAUCCAACGACAGUGAUACAAAAUGGGACAGGGAAGAAUGAC